UUUCCGUGAGGCCUUUCGUGAGCAGGGUCGUCAGAGAGGACUAGUUCUACGAGGGGCGAAGAAGGCGAGGCGUCGACGGCCAUGAGUGGGUCCUUUUGCAGGCUGUCCGCGCCUCUGCGGCUCUUCGGAGGCCCACUGCCCCUGAGGCUUUUCGUGCGGCCGUUGAGCCAAGCUGGAGCGGACUCCGGGGGUGAUGGAGGCGCUCUGACCGACGGAUCGAAGGAGGCGGUGGAGCGGCUGGUGCGCGCACAUCCCGUGGUGGUUUUCAUGAAAGGCAGCCCGGCCCGGCCCCAGUGCGGCUUCAGCAACGCGGUGGUGCAGAUCCUGCGCUUGCAUGGCGUCAAUGACUACCGCGCCUACGACGUCCUCCGGGACUCCAAUCUCCGGCAAGGAAUUAAAAACUAUUCCAACUGGCCUACUAUUCCUCAAGUCUACCUCAAUGGUGAAUUUGUGGGAGGCUGUGACAUACUUCUCCAGAUGCAUCAAAGUGGAGACCUAGUGGAAGAGCUUAAGAAAUUAGGAAUUCGCUCUGCACUUCUGGAUUCAGAGAAAGACCAUGGAAAAAAAUAAGCUGCUGUGAUUUUGACAAAGACAGCUUUUGAUAACUGGUACCAGAAAAGCCUUAUGUAAUUUAGCUCAAGAAGGCAACUUUUUGAACUAAAUGAGGUUUAUCACUUAGCAUUCUGUUAUCCACUGUCUCGUAUGAUAGACUGAUGUGUGAAAAUUCUGUUAUGAAAGUUUUUAUGGAUAUAGCAUUGUUAAGCAAAUGUUUUGCGAUCAAAGUAAAUAAGCAUUUCACUUC
This is a messenger RNA of Varanus komodoensis (Komodo dragon), 802 nucleotides long. It is a transcript of the gene GLRX5, whose product is annotated as glutaredoxin 5. The coding region runs from base 82 to 570 and encodes 162 amino acids. The transcript is spliced from 2 exons. The record is from RefSeq and is a predicted model, not a curated record. Lineage: Eukaryota; Metazoa; Chordata; Lepidosauria; Squamata; Varanidae.